Messenger RNA from Zingiber officinale, 408 nucleotides. Its product is annotated as SPX domain-containing protein 1-like. Lineage: Eukaryota; Viridiplantae; Streptophyta; Magnoliopsida; Zingiberales; Zingiberaceae. The record is from RefSeq and is a predicted model, not a curated record. The transcript has 5 exons. Bases 1 to 408 code for a protein of 135 amino acids. Gene Ontology annotation, biological process: cellular response to phosphate starvation.
AUGGCGAAUGCGAGAUUACUUACAGAUGAAGCUACCGAGGAGAAAGGAGAUCGUGAAUCAUUUGUUGGUGCUAUGGGUGAUCUUGUCGGAAAGCUGAGAGGACGGACCUGUCGGCUAGUGAAAAUACUGAAGAAGUAUGACAAGAGAACAGGAGCACUUAUCAGACAGCCCUUCAUCGAAAAGGAGUGUGUGGCUAUGCUCGACCACCUCUUCCCCAGCAACAACCUGUCAAUUUCAGCAGAAUGCGACGGACAAAAUGGAGUGCCAAAGCCGGCACAAUCAGGUGGGAGGGUUCUGGAGUUGGAGGAGAUUAAAUAUAUGCAGAGCUUAUACAUGAAGAGCACUGUAGCAGCGCUGCGGUCCUUGAAACAGAUUAGGAGCAAAAGUUCAACAGUCAAAACAGAUUAG